UCAGUUUUCGCCGCUGGAACUGGAUUGGAUGUGCUGUUCUCCAUGUACCUCAGGUUUAUCAGCAAAUCUACAACCUGUUCUGAUAUCUCUGUUGAAUUGCAGGUUAUGGCUUUGAAGGAAAGAGGACAGAUUAAUCUCUGAGGAAGCAAAAGCCACAAGUGGUUUGAUGCGAAAAGGGUGAAGAAACCGAAAGAACAAAGGAGGAGGAAGACAAAGAAGAACGAGAUAAGAAGAUCACUGAUUUUCUCUGUUCUGAAAGUGAUUGUGUUGGCUCUGUGUUUGGAGUUAGGGUUUAGUUUGAUGCGAAAAGGGGUUUUAGAAUCUGAGUUUACAGAGGAGAUAGUGAGGAUCUCUGAUGACAGAUCUCAUUCUGGUCGUGAUGUUGGCGAGAAAGUGACGAUCUUGGAAGAUGAGUUAAUGGGUUUUGUUAAAAGUGUAAACGUUUUGAGAUGCAGAGGUUCCAAUUCCAAUUGGAGAAUCAAUCAGGAUGGUCUGAUGUUGAAGUCUAAAAGUGUGUAUAAAUCUGUAACUGAAGAGGUGAGUGUAUGGGGAUGGCCUUUGCAGACAGGUGAAUUGUUUGGUACUGGUUUCUCCUCAAGUUUGUUCACCGUGUUAUCAGGCCGAGUUACUGAUUGGUCAGAGGGGAGAUUUGGUUACACGGUACGUGAGGCCAACAUUUCGUGGGGGAAAACUAAAUGGAGCACAUCGGUUCUGCAACUAGAUCAUAGCACAUGGGUUCUUGAGUACAGUCUAAGCUCAGUGAUAAAACAUUCGAGUUUGUUGUCACUAGGAACAGAUGUCCUAGCACACAUGAUGUUCCAAGCAGCAAAGAAUGUAAACAGAAGGGUUUUGUGGAUGUUUUCAGCCUCACGAAUCUUUAUAGUGGAGUGGUAACAGAGGAGGGUAGCACAAUGACACCAACUUAGAAAACUUAUAAGGAAAAAAAAAGUUAGUCAUGAACAUAUAAGUGCUUGUGACUGUUACUGUGUAGCUAUUAUAUAUUUUUAAAGAUAUCAUUUUUUGGUUAA
Messenger RNA from Brassica napus (rape), 1028 nucleotides. RefSeq lists its product as uncharacterized. Gene Ontology annotation, cellular component: endoplasmic reticulum. The coding region runs from base 301 to 894 and encodes 197 amino acids. Lineage: Eukaryota; Viridiplantae; Streptophyta; Magnoliopsida; Brassicales; Brassicaceae. The transcript is spliced from 3 exons. The record is from RefSeq and is a predicted model, not a curated record.